AAUCUUCAGCUUCUCCCAAGAUCGGUAAACAUCAAAAUUGGGACUACAACUACCAUGGAUGUCCUUCAAUCGUCCUUCCCACCGUCGAACGUAACGUUUCGAUCUGAUAUCUCCAUACCGGUGAUGUAGCCUCUAUUAUAGUUCUUGAACCGAACCAAAUCCUAUUUCUUCCUCGACGCCUACCCUCACUUCCCCUGGUCCGGCGAUCCCACGAACAUUAAUCUCGACCAUGCGCUUUUCAAAGGGAACCAAACUUACACCGACCCGCGAAGUGGCUUAACCUACACCAACCUCCUUGACCAGAUGCUCGACUCGGUUAUCUUCGCCAUGACCAAGCUUGGGUUCGCGAUCAUUCGGUUGGUAAUCGCCGAAACAGGGUGGCCCAAUGCCGGAGACGUCGACCAGAUCGGAGUGAACAUCUUCAACUCAGCUACAUAUAACCGAAAUCUAAUCCAGAGAAUGACGUCCAAACUAGCAAUCGAAACUCCAGCCCGUCCAAGUGUAGUAAUACCGACAUUCAUUUUCGCGUUGUACAAUGAGAACCAGAAGGGUGGAUCGGGAACUAAACGGCACUGGGGAUUGCUGAAUCCGGAUGGAACCUCAGUUUAUGAGGUCGAUUUGACUGAAAAACGGCCGAAAUUCGACUAAUAGAACAUGGCUUCGAGUUUUGACCAGUGGGAGAAGGAUCCAUUGUUCUCCGCCGCAGAGGAAGUUCAGUCGCGUCUCAGUGAAGCGGUAAGCGUAGCUAGCUGCUAUGGGCUCGAACAGGGGAUCAUUCCUGGACGCUAACAGCGUGAACCAUGCCGUCACCAUCGAAGAAAUGGUGAUCGGCGACGGGCUCAAACAGGGGAUCGGUGUGAACCGUCCAAGGUUUCGGUUUCAUCGGGAGAAGGUGUC
This is a messenger RNA of Nelumbo nucifera (sacred lotus), 897 nucleotides long. NCBI's taxonomy places the organism in Eukaryota, Viridiplantae, Streptophyta, Magnoliopsida, Proteales, Nelumbonaceae. The record is from RefSeq and is a predicted model, not a curated record.